AAACAACAACUACUACUACAACAACAACAAUCGCUUUGAAAAACUGAAACAGAAGAGGGAGUGUUGUGUUGAAUCUUGCAAGUGAAAGUAGAGAGAGAAAAUCCGAAGACCCAAAACCAAAGAGAAACAUAAAAACUGUUUUGUGUGUUGUGCUGUGUAGUGUUUGUGUAGAGUAAAGAAGCAAAAUAGGAAACACGCACAUACACAAGCACAAACACAAACACAAAAUACACAACCAAACAGUCCUCUCGGAUUCGAUCGGGGUCUCUCAUUGUAAUUUGUACAUACAUUCGGAAUUCUCUUCUCCGGUUAUCUAUCUGCUUGGUCCGGUUCGGCGUCCGUACACCUUAUGGAGCGGUACGGUCGGGUCAGUGAAGGUUCACAGUCCGAUCCGUCACCUGAAUGGACCGCUCCGGGAACCGAGACCGCACUCGAAGAGCCUAUGUGGCAAUUGGGAUUCGGAGUCGGUCCGGAGUCGUACCCGGAGCGGCCUGACGAGGCCGAUUGUAUCCACUACUUGAGGACCGGGUAUUGCGGUUACGGGUCGAGGUGUCGGUUCAAUCAUCCACGUGACCGGGGCGGGGCUAUGGGAGCUGCAAGAGCCGGUGCAGGAGAGUAUCCAGAGCGAGUGGGCCAGCCCUUGUGUCAGUAUUAUAUGAGGACUGGGACAUGUAAAUUUGGUGCAUCGUGUAAAUACCACCAUCCUAGACAGGGAGCCGGUUCUGUUACUCAUGUGUCACUAAAUUAUUAUGGUUACCCUUUACGUCUGGGUGAAAAAGAGUGUUCCUACUAUAUGAAAACUGGGCAAUGUAAGUUUGGUCCAACAUGUAAAUUCCAUCAUCCACAGCCAGCUGGCGUUCAAGUUGCACCACCAUCGCCAGCACCGCAAGUGCCUACUCCAGUACCUGCACCUACAGUAUAUCCACCUGUGCAAUCGCCAUCAGCUCAACAAUAUGGGGUUAUGGUUGCAAGGCCUCCUCUGUUGCCAAGCUCAUAUGUGCAAGGCCCUUAUGGUCCUAUGCUGGUUUCCCCAGGCAUGGUUCCCUAUCAAAGUUGGAGUCCUUACCCGACACAUGUGAACCCAGUUGCCUCUCCUGGCAGUCAACCCCCUGCUGGAUCAAGCUCAAUUUAUGGGAUGAAAACACUCUCUGCUUCAGCACCUGCCUAUACUGGAGCUUAUCAAACAACACCUUCUACAGUUGGUCCUUCAAGCAGUAGCCAGAAGGAGCAAUCAUUUCCAGAGAGACCUGGCCAGCCAGAAUGUCAAUAUUACAUGAAAACUGGGGAGUGUAAAUUUGGAUCCUCAUGUAAAUAUCAUCAUCCUCGAGAAAUGACUGUAUCAAAAACCGAUGUCAACCUCAGCCCCAUGGGUCUUCCUUUACGUCCAGGUGCCCCUCUUUGCACUCAUUAUACACAACGUGGAGUAUGCAAGUUUGGGACUGCAUGCAAAUUUGAUCAUCCAAUGGGAACACUAAGCUACAGUCCAUCUGCAUCUUCUCUAGCUGAUAUGCCGGUUGCACCCUACCCUGUGGGCUCUUCAAUUGGUACCCUUGCCCCAUCAUUCUCAUCUUCAGAUUUGCGGCCAGAACUUGUUUCAGGAUCCAGCAAGGAGCCUGUUUCAACAAGAAUGUCUUCAACAAUUAGCUCAACUAGUGGACCAGUGGGUUCAAUAUUUUCAAAGAGUGGACCCAUUCCUCAUUCAAGCACACAACAAUCUGGGCAGAGUUCUGUUUCUUCAACUGCUGGCAGCAGCAGCAGCACUGAGACUCAGACAUCAACCUAAGCAAGAAGAAAGGCUCUUCUUCAUUCCUCUUUUUGAUCAAAUUCAUGAACCAAAAUCUUAUUUUUUCUGCAAGUCGUCAAAAUAGGAGGCUUCAUUUCUCUGUUACAGUUUCACAACUCAGGUCUAGCCCUCAUCAGCUCUGAUCAUCUCUGUGUUCAUAUAAUCUUUUAUAUGGCCAUCCCUUUUUAUCUUGAAUAAGCCAUGGCCAAACCUCAGGACUUAAGCAAAACUCGUAUAGCCUUUUACACCUUGCUUUUGAAUAACCAAGAAAGAAUCUUCUGUUCCAUUAGGGAAAUCUGUGUUUACCCCUCCAAUUUUUGGAGUCGUGUUUAUUUAUGCUCCAACCUUUUUCGGAACGCAAAAGAUCCGACCCACAGUAUUCUUCCUUUUACAUCAAUCAGUGUGUUGAAGCUAUCUUUUUGUAGAUUUUCUUUUUAAGUUCGGGAACAAGCUUCCAAUUCAGCAUUGAAAGGAAUUUGAAGGUAUUCUUGUUCCCCCACUUUUUUGUCUGGGGUUUAUUGUUAAAAAAAAAAUAAUAAUAAUAAUAAGUAAAAAAAAAAUAGAGAAUUAAAGAGACUUAAAGGAAGCAUUACCAUGCUACCUUAUAUGGGAUUUAGAUGCAUAGUUGUUUUGAACAAUUGAAAUGCAAGACAUGGCUAUUGAUAAAUUUAUUAUCUAUUACUUCCUGUGGCCCUUUAGUUUUCAUGUUGAAUUUAGAUUGACUGAGACCACGACAUCUAUUCAUCCAUAGGGUUCUAGUUUAAUUUUCGACUGGUGAUGUACUUGCAUGCAUGAAUGUGCAAUUCUCCUAUGGCAAAUAGUUGAUUUAUGUGGUAAAGGGUUUCCUCCCCUUUUUUUUUCUAUAUAUUUCCAAGAUCCUGUUACAUGAAUUAUUUUGGUGUGUUCAUAUCUGAGCUUGUUAUAAAUCUUCGAUGAUGGAAGGAUAGUUGGAUAGUGGAGUUGACAUUGACAGAGAAAAGAAAAAGAUACGAUUUCGGGGAGUGGUGAUUCAGUAGUUGGGAACCAUACCUCGUCUUGCAAGUUGCAAAUUGCAAAACAAGUACAGGGACAAUAACACAUCUAAAUCUAACGUGAUCUUUUUUACACUUUUUUUACGGCUUUAGUUUGCUCAAAUACCAACUGAAUAUCAUUACUCAAUGCUCCUGUUUUAGUUUUUAGUUGCAGUGAAUUUAUUGAAAGAGACUUUGCCUGGAUUUGCUCUUGAUUCCUUUUUUUUUUUU
Messenger RNA from Pistacia vera, 3024 nucleotides. Its product is annotated as zinc finger CCCH domain-containing protein 34. Gene Ontology annotation, molecular function: mRNA binding; metal ion binding. The transcript has 7 exons. Lineage: Eukaryota; Viridiplantae; Streptophyta; Magnoliopsida; Sapindales; Anacardiaceae. The record is from RefSeq and is a predicted model, not a curated record. Bases 350 to 1783 code for a protein of 477 amino acids.